Nasonia vitripennis (jewel wasp) is the source of this 1120-nucleotide messenger RNA. RefSeq lists its product as uncharacterized. Lineage: Eukaryota; Metazoa; Arthropoda; Insecta; Hymenoptera; Pteromalidae. Bases 713 to 1033 code for a protein of 106 amino acids. The record is from RefSeq and is a predicted model, not a curated record. The transcript is spliced from 7 exons.
GCGUAUUUCAGUCUAUAUCUGACAUUUCAUCGUUGUAGAACGACGUGAAAAAUUCUGAUCAAUAUGAGUCGUGUCAUUUUUGCACUGUUUCUCUGCGCUGUCGCUUUCGUGAGCUAUUCCGAGUGUGCUCCUCAGUCGGAUUCGGCUGAGAUAAGGGCGUUUGAAACAAGACGAGAUGCAAGCAUACGUCAACUAAUCCAAAAGGAACGACUCACUUGCGUGAAUGUGAACGAAUUUUGUAGCAGAGGCAAGAAUGCUGAUAAUGAAGAUGACAAGGUCGUUGCUCUAUAUUGCAUGAUUGUCUUGGAACCUUUAGUCUGUGAGGGGCAGCAGCUUUAAGAACACAAAUAAAUAUUUUUGAGUAAUUUUUUUUUACUAGCUUGUGCAAUACUCCAAUUAUAAUUAAAAUAUAAAUUUUUGUCUUCGUAUUUAUAGUUUGAUUAGAUGACGUCACGAUUAUAUUUUGUAGCAUAAUAUUUACGUAAAACAUAAGCUUUCUUCCUAUGUGUUAGGCUCUACGCGUAAUUGUUACAUUCCCCACGUAUAAUUGACUAACUCCAAAGAAUCGUGGCGAUUAAAAUUGAUUUUUACGAACGCUAUGAAUAGUUGAUAAAGCUUAAUUUCUUGUAUAUAAACGGCUUUAAAGCGAGUACAUCUCAGUAUGUACCUAACAUUUCAUCGUUGUGGAACGUUUUGAAAAAUUGUGAUCAAUAUGAGAAGUAUCAUUUUUGCACUGUUUCUCUGCGCUGUCGCUCUCGUGAGCUACUCCGAGUGUUUUCCUCCGAUCAAAUCGGCCGAAAUGAUGGAGUUUGAAAGAAGGCGAGAUGAAAGUAUUCGACAAGUUAUUCAAAAGGAAGGAGUAACACGCGAGAAUGUGAAUGAAUUUUAUAGCAGAGGCAGGAAUCUUAAUGAUAAAGGUCACAAAGCUAUUGCAGAACUAUGCGUGUAUCACUUCGAACCUUUUGUCUGCGAGGGACAUAGCUUCAAGAUUUUAAGAAAAUUUUCUAACAGUGUGUACUUACGCAUAUCAUAAUUAGAAGCACCAAAAACAAACAUUUCCUGUGUAUGAUUAUUUACUUAACGAAACAAACAUUAAUAAAUGACCUUUUUGAAACUUAAA